UUCUAAUAAGAUUUUCUAUAAAUGCAAAAAAACGACAAAUGCACCUCGCAUUCAUCAUGCAUACAAAAAAGCAUGGCAAAUACAAAGAAACAGCGACUACUAAAACCACAGAGAAGACAAAAUUUACGAACAAAAUGUGUAAAAUUUGCUGCUAAUCCUUCAAUAAUACGUACUUCGAUCGAUGAAUCUUUAGUUAAAGAAGAAUUAAUGAAUGAAGAUGAAAUGACCAAAACAAAUCAAUGGGAAACUAUUGUAUUAAAUUAUUUAAAUCGUUUAAAAGGCUUAUGUGGACUAUGGCGCAGGAAUAGUAAUAAAAAUACAAAUGAUGUAGAUGAAAAUCCUAAAACAAAUACAAAUUAUAAAUGUGAAAAUAAUAAUUUAUUAGUAUCAUAUUCACAGCCAUUUAACUUCUCAGAAUACCAACGUGAUAGUAGCGAUGAAAUUAGUAUAAAUGAUGACAAUUCUUGUACACCAACAAAUCAAGACAAUAUUAAAUCAAAUGAUUUACAUUCUGUAUCAAAACUAAAUCAACAUAUCCAUUGUAUUAGUUCUUUAUAUAAUGCAGAGAAUAAUUUAAUUGUAAAUCCUGCUAGGGACAAUUUAUCAAAACAACUAAAACCAUUUUUAAAGACACGAUCAUCAACUGAAAUUGAAAUUGGUAAAGAACGUGCUAUAAAAAUUGUCAAAUCAGCAAUUGAAUAUGGUUUAGCAAGUGGUGUAUUAGAACAAAAUGGUGUCGAUUUUUCAUUUAGUAAUGCAGUACAAAAUUAUAUAAAUCAAAAUUCAUCAAAUGGUGCUAAUUAUCGAUUUUCACGAACAUUACAUCCAAAAAUUUAUUGUUUACAAAAAUUAGGGAGUGUAUCAAAAGCUGUUCAAUGUAGAAAAGUUUCAAAAACGUCGAUUGAUAUAAAUGAAGAAAUUAAUAGUAAUAAAAAUGAUGAUAAUGUAAUAAAAAGAACUAGUUUGCCACCACCAAGUACAGAAUCUAUAUCACGAGGAAGCAGACGUUCCUUAAGAAGACGUACUAUUAACGAAAAAUCAAAACCUAAUAUAAAUACUAGUGCAGGUGCAUCCGUUCAAACAUUAUCAUAUGUUAAAGAUCCCAUCAAUAUCAAUAAAUAUGUGUAUCAUCUUCAAUCAAAUGAUGUUUUACUUAUUUGGGGUUGUAUUAUUGUGUAA
Molecule: messenger RNA, 1179 nt
Organism: Chrysoperla carnea
Lineage: Eukaryota; Metazoa; Arthropoda; Insecta; Neuroptera; Chrysopidae
Product: metacaspase-3-like
Exons: 4
Coding region: 22-1179 (385 amino acids)
Source: RefSeq, a predicted model, not a curated record